AUGGUGGAAAUUAAACGCACAGUGAAGCUGGUGACGGAGCAGCAUAAUAUCGAUAAGCCUGCAGAGCAAGAAGGGUUUCCCAUGAAGCUAUGGAACAUUGAAAUAUUUCUCCUAGACGAAGCAGGGAACGAGAAGCCAGCAAAAUGCUUCACCAAAGCAGUUUACACCCUUCAUCCCUCAUUCGCAAACCCUAUUCAAACAUUCACAGAACCACCAUUUCGCUGCGAGAACGAGGGAUGGGGAGAAUUUGACAUGACCAUUGAUCUCUACACGACUGAGAAAGGCGGCAAGAAUACCAUAGGACACGAUCUUAAUUUCGCGAAACCACAAUACGAGUCGAGACAUCAGGUUUCGUUCAAGAAUCCUUCAGCCGCGCUCAUGAGCAUCCUAAAGGAAACGGGGCCAGUUCCCGGUGACGAAAAUGGCCGCAAGAAGGAGGAUAAGAAGAGGAAAAGAACGGCGGGGAAUGUGGAUAUGGAGAAAUUGGCCGAGAGCCUGCCGAAGUUGGAUGAGGAACAGCUGCUGCAUGUUGUGCAGAUGAUUCAUGAUAAUAAGACUGAGGAGACGUACACUAAGAAUGACGUUGAGCAGGGAGAAUUCCACGUGGAUCUUUACACGCUUCCGGAAUCUUUGCUGAAGAUGCUUUGGGAUUAUGUUACACAACAGCUAGUCACUCGAUAG
Messenger RNA from Glarea lozoyensis ATCC 20868, 681 nucleotides. RefSeq lists its product as uncharacterized. The coding region runs from base 1 to 681 and encodes 226 amino acids. Lineage: Eukaryota; Fungi; Ascomycota; Leotiomycetes; Helotiales; Helotiaceae. Gene Ontology annotation, molecular function: histone binding. Gene Ontology annotation, biological process: chromatin remodeling; regulation of transcription by RNA polymerase II. Gene Ontology annotation, cellular component: NuA4 histone acetyltransferase complex; Swr1 complex. The record is from RefSeq and is a predicted model, not a curated record. The transcript has 5 exons.